This is a messenger RNA of Pieris rapae (cabbage white), 774 nucleotides long. Its product is annotated as dynein light chain roadblock-type 2-like. The coding region runs from base 381 to 674 and encodes 97 amino acids. Gene Ontology annotation, molecular function: dynein intermediate chain binding. Lineage: Eukaryota; Metazoa; Arthropoda; Insecta; Lepidoptera; Pieridae. Gene Ontology annotation, cellular component: cytoplasmic dynein complex; centrosome; cytoplasm. The transcript has a single exon. The record is from RefSeq and is a predicted model, not a curated record. Gene Ontology annotation, biological process: microtubule-based movement.
AUUGGGUUAAAAUAUUGAAGAAAUUUAUUUUUCAAAUUUUGAAACAAAAACCAAAGUUAUUAAUUAAAAUUAUUAAAUAAAAUUACGAUACUGUAUACUGAAAUUACGAUGCUGGGAAUUGUUUUAAUGAGUGUCAUAAAUACCCAUUAAGUUUUUUAAAUGCUUACUAAUUUACAAACAUAGUCAUAACAUGUAUUGCAGGGUCUGAACUGACGCGACUUGUACUUCAGGAGUCUUAACAUUUCCUAGUCACUUUUAAAAAUAUAUAAAUACUUUUUGUAUAUCUAAAAAACAUAUUAUUUAUAAAAAGUCAAUUCCAAUUAGAAUGUCAUUAAAUUUUAAGAUUUGGGAUCAAUUUUGCCAGAAACUAUAUUUAUCAAAUGGCAAACGAAGCUGAAGAAACUAUACGCAAGCUUUCCAUGCACAAAGGAGUAGUAGGAGUUGUAGUGGUGAAUGGUGAAGGAAUACCCAUUAAAUCGACUUUGGAUAAUCAUGUUUCUGUGCAAUACGCCGGUCUGCUUAGCUCUUUGGUGGACAAAGCGAAGUCUGUCGUCCGUGAUCUAGAUCCUACGAACGACCUCACAUUUCUACGUAUUCGAAGUAAGAAAAGUGAAGUGAUGGUUGCUCCAGAUAAAGACUUUAUUUUGAUAGUCGUUCAAACCCCAGUUGAAUGACGAAGGCUUUCGCCCUUAAGGCAUUAUAGAUUUAUCUUUUAUUUCAAAACACUAUUAGGAACUUUAAUUCUUAGAAAAUAAAACAUUUUAAGAAUGUCAA